This is a messenger RNA of Gloeophyllum trabeum ATCC 11539, 1533 nucleotides long. RefSeq names its product amino acid transporter. The record is from RefSeq and is a predicted model, not a curated record. Gene Ontology annotation, molecular function: transmembrane transporter activity. Gene Ontology annotation, cellular component: membrane. The transcript is spliced from 11 exons. NCBI's taxonomy places the organism in Eukaryota, Fungi, Basidiomycota, Agaricomycetes, Gloeophyllales, Gloeophyllaceae. The coding region runs from base 1 to 1533 and encodes 510 amino acids. Gene Ontology annotation, biological process: transmembrane transport.
AUGGACGAUGCAUUACUGGCAGAGCUGGGGUAUAAAGCCGAAUUCAAGCGGGAGUUUACGCUCAUUGAGACGGUGGCCUUUGCCUUCUCGAUCAUGGGUGUAGUGGCUUCCGUGUCAUCCACCUUCUCGUUCCCUUUGGAGUCAGGUGGUCAUGUCGGGAUGGUCUUUGGGUGGCUUGUUCCGUCACUCUUUGUCCUUUCAAUCGCGGCAUCUAUGGCCGAGUUGACUUCGUCGAUGCCGACGAGCGCCGGACUCUAUUACUUCUCUGCAAAGCUAGCCCCGCCGAAGUGGUCUGCGUUAGCAAGCUGGAUUACAGGAUGGGCCAACGUGACUGGUCAAGUUACGUUGGUGUGUUCCAUCGACUUUACUUGUGCCCAGAUGAUCACGACUGCAAUUGCCGUAGGCUCGGACGGAGCUGUGACUCUGGGUGCUGGCCCGACGUACGGUAUCCUGUGGGCUAUCCUGAUUUCUCACGGGGUCGUCUGCUCAGCGGCUACGAACGUUCUUGCACGUCUGAAUCUAGCGUAUGUGCUAUGUUGUGCAGUGGGUACCACCAUCGCCGCAAUCAUUGCACUUCUAGUGUGCUCCGGGAAUAAUGGGACUAGAGUAUCUACUAGAGAUGCCUUUACCAUGUUUGAAAAUAACACCGGAUGGGCCAAUAGCGGGUGGGCAUUCAUGUUGGCCUUCACCGCGCCGAUGUGGACUUUAACAGGCUACGACUCCGCUGCUCAUAUAUCGGAAGAGGUUGCUGGUGCAGCGAGGGCCGCUCCGAUCGCCAUUCUGGUUGGGGUCGGUGCGACCGCUUCCCUCGGCUGGCUGCUUUUCAUAUCUGCGUCCUUCGCCACACAAUCUGUCUCCGACCUUCUAGCGACGACCCUUCCUCUUCCUAUGGGCCAAUUGUUCCUGGACAACCUCGGUAAGAAAGGCAUGCUGGCUAUCUGGAGUCUUAUCAUCAUUUUUUUCCCUCAGUACGUUACCGGGGCUGCCCAGGGUGUCGAUGCUUCUCGCGUUGUCUUUGCAUUCGCAAGAGAUAAUGCUUUACCCGGAUCACGCUGGUGGAAGCAGAUCAACAGGCGUACGCUCACCCCCGUGAACGCCGUCUGGCUCGUGAUGGGCCUGGCGGGUAUCUGCGGGCUCCUUGGUUUUUCUGCAACUGCGCUGUCAUCUCUAGCAGGAGCGUCGGUCAUUGGAUUGUAUACUUCUUACGCCACGCCCAUAUUUUUACGAAUUACGUCCGGUCGGGAUAAGUUAGUGCCAGGACCGUUCUCACUUGGUCGGUGGUAUAUGCCCAUAGGUAUCGUUGCUGUCGCGUGGGUCGCAUUUAUCAUUGUCUUGUUAUUGUUCCCGUCGGCGUCAAGUGUUACCGCCGACGAGAUGAAUUACGCCGUGGUUUUGGUCAUGGCCGUCUUCAUCUUUGCUGGGAUAUCUUGGAUAGUGUCCGCUCGUCGCUGGUUCACUGGCCCUAUCUCCAACGUAGAUAUGAGCACCACUACCACGUAUGACGAGAAGCAGCUAGAAAGACGACAUGAUUAG